AGAGAGAGAGAGAGAGAGAGAGAGAGAGGACGCUGUUGACAGUUCCUCCGCUGUGGAUUUACCAGGAGUCAUUUCAUGCCUAUUUUUGUACGAUAUUUUAGCUCAUUUACCAUAGUUUGUUUUCAGAUCCAUUUUUAAGAAAGUUCUCUUCCUGGAGUCUCGCAACAUGACACGUCUAUGUUGAAGACAGCAUGUGGUGACUGUGAGGCCGGGCCCCAUCCUGAGUCUGUACGAUGAAGAGCCCGGUGCACAGGUGCAGGGACGUGGAGAGGCAGGCUGCCUGCCUGCAGACUGAGCAGCCGUGUGUCCCCGUCUCCCAGCACAUCCCCAGCGGCAUGUGGUUUAUCAGGGACGCGUGUGGCAUCGUGUGCGGGGUUAUCACCUGGAUGUUGGUGUUCUAUGCUGAGUUCGUUGUGCUCUUCGUCAUGCUGUUGCCUUCUAAAAACCUGACCUAUAGCUUAGUCAAUGGGACUGUGUUCAACACUCUGGCCUUCCUGGCUCUCGCCUCUCACUUCAGGGCCAUGUGCACGGACCCUGGAGCUGUGCCAACAGGAAACGCCACUAAAGAGUACAUCGAGAGUCUUCAGCUGAAGCCGGGACAGGUGGUGUACAAGUGUCCCAAGUGCUGCAGCAUCAAGCCUGCACAUCACUGUAGUGUGUGUAAGCGCUGCAUAAGGAAGAUGGACCACCACUGUCCCUGGGUUAACAACUGUGUGGGAGAGAACAACCAGAAGUUCUUUGUGCUCUUCACAAUGUACAUUGCACUCAUCUCCCUCCACUCUCUGGUGAUGGUGGUCUUCCACUUCCUGUACUGCUUCGAAGAUGAUUGGACAAAGUGCAGUUCCUUCUCACCUCCUGCGACCGUCAUCCUCCUCAUCCUCCUGUGCUUUGAGGCCCUCCUCUUCCUCAUCUUCACCUCUGUGAUGUUCGGGACUCAGGUCCAUUCCAUCUGUACAGACGAGACGGGCAUUGAACGUCUGAAGGGGGAGCAGGCCAGGUGGGAGAAGACUUCCUGCUGGGAGGCGAUGAAGUCAGCGUUUGGAGGGCCCUUCUCCCCAUCCUGGCUCAGUCCCUUCUCCGACCUCCGCUGUAAGAGGGAUCCCAAUGACCACGUGGCGCUGCCGCAGGGGGAGAUCAUCGAGGACGACGUCAUAGAGAUACCGCUGGUCUAGUGUCCAUAAGACUCCCGUAGAACUAGAAUGAACAGAAUGGCCGUCCCGUAGAACUAGAAUGAACAGAAUGGGCGUGGAACCUAGCACCCUGGCAGGUUUUGACUGGUGAACUCCUGGGUACACUUGCUAUGGAAGCCUGGUGUUGUGUUCCAAUAUGGUGUCGUUGACUAAAUAAUUAGGAUGGUGAUUUACAUUUGUCCUAUUUCAGACAUGUACCAGUGUGUAUUAUACACGUGUGAAUUGUAAAAAAAAAAAAUUCUGCAUAUCUCAACUCUCCCUGAGACACCCUCCAGGGGGAGGGGGGGAGGAGAUCUGGACUAGGCUUUUAUAGAGAUGCCAGUUCUAUUCAUUCUAUUUCUAUACAGACUCCACUGGUCUAGUGCGGUGUCCUUCCUACAGUGCUACUGCUGCUUGGACCAAAGCCUUAAAGGGACUCUACACCAAAUGUCCUUUUAAAGAAUGAGCCACAAAAUGUCCAGGUCGAUACCCCUGGUGAUGUGAACGAGGUACAAGUCCCAACGAAGACGAGAGUUGGAUUGUACCCAAACAGGCUCUUUCAGUACUCCAGAGCAUCUCCUGCAUACACAGCUCUACAUGGUUCAGUACGGGAAGACCUCUAGAAAAUGACCUGUGACUAUGCAGAAUCUAGACUGUCCGUUGCCCUUAAUCUUACUUCACUGAGUGCCUUUAUAAAAUGUCAAGUUAAGAAUUUACAGUUACUGGCCUUGUUCUGCAUGGUAUGCAAAUGAGGUGGUAGCGGUUACUGGUCUUGUUCUGCAUGGUAUGCAAAUGAGGUGGUAGCGGUUACUGGCCUUGUUCUGCAUGGUAUGCAAAUGAGGUGGUAGCGGUUACUGGCCUUGUUCUGCAUGGUAUGCAAAUGAGGUGGUAACAGUUUUUAAACUUUUUCUAUCUGUAUUAUCAUGUCAGAGAAUUACAUGACCUUUACAAGUGUGUUAAUUAAAGGGCCUUUUCUAAA
Molecule: messenger RNA, 2148 nt
Organism: Oncorhynchus tshawytscha (Chinook salmon)
Lineage: Eukaryota; Metazoa; Chordata; Actinopteri; Salmoniformes; Salmonidae
Gene: zdhhc3a
Product: zinc finger DHHC-type palmitoyltransferase 3a
Exons: 9
Coding region: 234-1172 (312 amino acids)
Biological process (GO): peptidyl-L-cysteine S-palmitoylation; protein targeting to membrane
Cellular component (GO): Golgi apparatus; endoplasmic reticulum
Molecular function (GO): protein-cysteine S-palmitoyltransferase activity
Source: RefSeq, a predicted model, not a curated record